Molecule: messenger RNA, 747 nt
Organism: Ilyonectria robusta
Lineage: Eukaryota; Fungi; Ascomycota; Sordariomycetes; Hypocreales; Nectriaceae
Product: histidine phosphatase superfamily
Exons: 2
Coding region: 1-747 (248 amino acids)
Cellular component (GO): cytoplasm
Molecular function (GO): phosphatase activity
Source: RefSeq, a predicted model, not a curated record
AUGGCCCCCACAAUCCACCUCGUCCGCCACGCCCAGGGCUUCCACAACCUCUCCCGGGCCGCCGAGCAGAUCCACGACCCGGAUCUGACUCCCCUUGGCGAGCAGCAGUGCGCUGACUUGCGCGCCGCCUUCCCGCAUCAUGCCAAGGUGACCAAGCUGCUGGCCUCCCCCAUGCGUCGUACUGUCUACACUUGCCUCAAGGCAUUUGGCAACGACGCCCUGCUACCCAUCACCGCGCUGCCCGAGUUCCAGGAGAUCUCGCACACGCCUUGUGACAUCGGCACGGCCGUCCCCAAGGUCUCGGCCGAGUUCGCCGGCAAGGCUGACUACUCCCACGUUGAGGAGACGUGGAUUGAGAAGGGUGUUGACAGCCCGUAUGAGCCCACGAUGGAGAAGCUGGUGGCUCGCGCCAAGUUGGCCCGCCACACGUUGAGGGAUGCUGCCGGCAACGGUGAUGAGCACAUCCUUGUCGUCACUCACGGCGGAUUCUUGCAUUUUUUAACCGAGGACUGGCAGGGUGUUGAUCCUGACCAUGCUACUGGCUGGCUGAACUGCGAGUACCGCUCAUAUCAGUUUGUCGACCCCACAGGCAAGGACGAGGACGCUGCCCUCCGUGAAACCAGCGAGAGCUGGUGCCGUCGACAUGGCAACUCGAUCCCGCUGACGGUGACGGAGCAACGUGAGUUGCGUCCGCUCAUGAUUGAGAAGAUGGGUGACUACCUCCACUUGAUCAAUGUAAAGAACUAG